AUGGGGAAACUGCAGAGUAAAAACAGCUUCACAGCCACCAAAUACAGGGCCGAUGGCUCCGCGGGAGAGCUGGGAGCCUGCCGAGCCACCCAGCAGCACAGCCAGGCUGUCACCUCCCCAGCUGUCACCUCGGUGGCUGCUCUCCAGCCAGACCUGUGUGUGUCGGGAGGAAGGGACAAGAGCGUGUCUGUCUGCAGCUGGAGGUCUGGGGCUGAGCUGCACCGCUUCACCGGCCACCAGCGGGAGGUCACCAAGGUCACCUCUGCCUCUGACUCAAGCAGAGUCUUCAGCGCAUCCCGGGACAAGACAGCGAUGAUGUGGGAGCUUCACAGGAACUCAGGGCCAAGCCAGCACUUCCCAGGACAUGACCUGGUUGUUACUGGCCUGGCUGUGAGCCCAGAUGCCUCCCAGCUGUGCACGGGCUCACGGGACAACACGGUGUGCAAGUGGGACAUUGAGACUGGAGAGUGCCUGGCCCGAGCCACCAUCUCCAGGAAUCUGGUGACACAUCUGUGCUGGGUCCCUGGGGAGCCUUAUGUGGUCCAGAGCUCGGAGGAUAAAACCAUCAGGUAAGUUCCAUGGGCAUGGAGAGGGGAGGGACAGGACGGGCGUUUCUGCCUCAGCAGCAGCGGCGGCUGCUCCGGGGAGGGCGCCGAGGCCACCCUGUGGGACCUGCGGCAGAGCAGGAGGCCCCUGUGUGAGUACCAGGGGCACCUCCAGACCACCAGCUCCUGCGUGUUCCUGCCGGGGGGCCCAGCCCUCCCCCCCAGCGUCGCCACCUCCUCCCACGACAGCACCGUGAAGGUCUGGGACAGAGACACUGGAGCCUGCCUGGCCACCCUGUGCCUGGAGGGAGCAGGACCACUGGCCUCACUGGCUGCCUGUGCCAGCUCCAUGCUGCUCUGUGCCAGCUCCAACUCAGGAAUUCACCUCCUCCAGCUCAGCGAGGAGCGGGCGCUGCAGGAGGUGGCAGCGUUUUGA
Chaetura pelagica (chimney swift) is the source of this 981-nucleotide messenger RNA. It is a transcript of the gene WDR31, whose product is annotated as WD repeat domain 31. NCBI's taxonomy places the organism in Eukaryota, Metazoa, Chordata, Aves, Apodiformes, Apodidae. The transcript has 9 exons. Gene Ontology annotation, molecular function: protein binding. The record is from RefSeq and is a predicted model, not a curated record.